UGUAUUUUCUCAUUCAUAAGAUCCCUAAAUAGCCUGUCUGUCAUACCGACAUUGCGUUAUUGGCGCCGGCACAGUUGUGGCAACGGCAUCGUGAGCAGCGAUAAGUCUUUUCAAACGUGUCGCCGAAGCGAGUGCACUGCACAAUGAGUAAGGUUUCAAGAGAUACACUUUAUGAGUCUGUGGAGGCAAUCCUCACUCAGUCGAAAGACAAACCGCGCAAGUUUCUGGAAACGGUUGAGCUUCAAAUUUCACUGAAGAAUUAUGAUCCUCAGAAAGACAAACGUUUCUCUGGCACUGUGAAGCUGCCACAUGUGCCAAGAGAAAAGUAUCGUGUCUGUGUUCUGGGUGACGCUGCACAUUGUGACGAGGCAAAAGCUAAUGAUUUGCCAUGUAUGGAUGUCGAUGCUCUCAAGAAAUUGAACAAGGAUAAAAAGCUUGUGAAAAAACUAGCCAAAAAAUACAAUGCCUUCCUUGCUUCUGAGUCCUUGAUCAAACAGAUUCCCAGACUUCUUGGACCAGGUCUCAACAAAGCUGGAAAAUUCCCAACUCUUGUGACGCAUAAUGAUGCUCUGACAAGCAAGGUUAAUGAAAUCAAAAGUACCAUCAAGUUUCAGAUGAAAAAGGUUUUAUGUUUGUCUGUUGCCGUUGGAAACGUUGGAAUGUCUGAUGAUCAACUGGUCCAGAAUAUCAACUUGGCAAUCAAUUUCUUGGUUUCACUGCUGAAAAAGAAUUGGCAGAAUGUGCGUGCACUCUAUGUGAAGAGUACCAUGGGAAGACCACAAAGAUUGUAUUGAUUAUAUCUCAAUAAAUUCUAUUAUGCCAAGAUA
Messenger RNA from Styela clava, 827 nucleotides. Its product is annotated as large ribosomal subunit protein uL1-like. Gene Ontology annotation, cellular component: large ribosomal subunit. Gene Ontology annotation, biological process: translation. Gene Ontology annotation, molecular function: RNA binding; structural constituent of ribosome. The record is from RefSeq and is a predicted model, not a curated record. Lineage: Eukaryota; Metazoa; Chordata; Ascidiacea; Stolidobranchia; Styelidae.